GCCGGGGCCCCCUGCCCGCGAUGCCCACGGAUCCCGGUUUAAUGGGACCAGAGAUCCGAAAACGGACAGGCGAGGGGCGAGUGCACGGACCGCGGGCCCUUGGCUUCCAAAUAGGCGUGUACCUGUGCGAUCGCGAUGGCCUCUGGCACUGAGCCCGAGAGCGCUGCCCACUUAGGCUCCUGGCGUCCUCCCCUCCACUGCGGGCUGCCAUCUGGGUGAAUGAAUUCGGAGAAAGACAGCAAAUUCUCAGCUCUCUGUCAGAUAUCUCCGAGUCCAUUGAUGACUUGAACAAGUGGGCCCUCUAUCUUGUUUCUCCUCUCAUACUUGAAGCCGAACACAUAGCAUUUGUGACAGAGAGCGUUUGGGUGCAGGGGGAGAAUCUGCAGAGGCCGUCUUCCCCUACAGAAACCAGAGAGAGGAAGGGAGAGGGAGAGAAACAUCGAUGUGAGAGCAUAACAUUGAUCAGCUGCCCCCCGCACAAUCCCCGGAUCGAGCCCACAACCGGGCAUGUAUGUGUCCUGACUGGGAAUCGAACCAGCAACCUUCCAGUCACAGGACAACACCCAGCCAACUGAACCACACAGCCUGGGGCCAAUCUGUCACAUGUUUAGGACGAUACAACCCUUACAGAUGCUGAAAGCGAUACCUUUAUUGUGAGGUGGUCAGACUGUUGUUUGCCGUUAGCUUGCAGACCUGGGGACCCUUACCAGUUAAUCGCCAAAGCGAGCGUGGAUGACUUCAGCAAGCUGGGGGUGGCGUUCAUGGAAGACAGACUCCAGAUGGCUAACGGGUUGAUACCCCAAAAGAUUGUUUCGGUGCACCUGCAGGACUCCACUCUGCAGGAGCUUAAGGACCAGGCCGCGACCAAGCCAGCCCGCAGCCUGCAGCCGAGCCCCGAACCUGCUGUCCAGGGUGAGCCUGAGCCGGGCGUCAUGGAGCACGUUGGCAAAGAUGACCCGGCGGUUCUUGGUGCAGAACCCACCCCAGGGCGAGGCGGCGCCUCCGGGAACGAGGCCGCUGGGGAGAGCGACAGAGGAGAGGGCUGCACCGAGCUCUGCGGCCUCCACCUGUCUAGUUGCCACGAGUGUUUGGAGCUGGAGAACAGCACCAUCGAGUCCAUCAGGUUUGCAUCUGCAGAAGACAUCCCCGAUCUUCCCUACGACGCCAGCGGCAGCGGGGAGGGUGCGGCUGAGGCCAUCUGCCCCGAGAGAGAAGGGAGGAGAACCAACCUCACGGGGAAGGCGCCCAACAUCCUCUUCUACGUGGGCUCCGACUCCCAGGAGGCCCUGGGCCGGUUGCAGCAGGUCCGGGCCGUUCUGGCUGACUGCGUGGACCCCGACAGCUACACGCUCUACCACCUGCCGGAGGAGAGUGCGCGCCAAGACCCGUGGCCAGACAACUGCCUGCUGUUGGUCAUUGCCACCAGGGAGCCUAUUCCCACAGACGUGCAGCAGAAGUUCCUGGCCUACCUCUCCCAGGGCGGGAAGGUGCUGGGCCUGUCUUCGUCCUUCACGUUGGCUGGCUGCCAGGUGACCAGCAAGGACGCGCUGCAGGAGACGGUGCAGAGCCUGGUCUUCUCCAAGGCCGACCAGAGCCAGGUGACGCUCAGCGUCCUGAGCAGUGGCUGCGUUUAUGAGCAGGGGCCCGGGGAGCCGCUCCGCCCGGGCCAGCUCCAGGGCCACCUGGAGAACGAGGACCAGGACAGGCUGAUUGUGCAAGUGCCUUUUGGAGCGCGUGGAGGAGAGGCUGUGCUCUGCCAGGUGCACCUGGAACUACCUCCCGGCUCUCCAGUUGUGCAGACUGAAGAAGACUUCAACCUGCUCAAGUCCAGCAACACGAGGAGGUACGAAGUCCUGAAGGAGAUCCUGACCGCCCUCGGCCUCCGCUGUGACGUGCAGCGCGUCCCUGCCUUAACGCCUCUUCACCUGCUGCCGGCCGCGGAGGAAAUCCGGGACCCUCUCCUGCGGUGGCUGGAGAGACGUGUGGAUGCUGGAGGAGUGAUAAAAUCCAGCAAGCUCUCCCUCACCUUUGUCCCAUGCCUGACGCCUGAAAUAGAGGUCACCCCAGCGGCUCUCCCCGUGGUGACUGACGCGACGGCCUUCUCGUCCGCACAUUUUGACUUGGAGAUCUACCGGCAAAACUUGCAGACAAAGCAACUGGGGAAAGUAAUUCUGUUUGCUGAAGUGAUGUCCUCCACCAUGAAUCUUCUGGACGGGUUGAUGUUUGAGAUGCCGCAGGAAAUGGGUUUAAUAGCCAUCGCAGUCCGCCAAACACAGGGCAAAGGGCGAGGAGGGAACGCGUGGCUGAGCCCCGUGGGAUGUGCUCUUUCCACGCUACUGGUCUCCGUCCCACUGAGGUCCCUGCUGGGACAGAGGAUCCCGUUCGUCCAGCACCUGAUGUCCCUGGCUGUGGUGGAGGCGGUCCGGUCCAUCCCCGGGUACCAGGACCUCAACCUUCGGGUGAAGUGGCCCAACGACAUUUACUACAGUGGCCUCAUGAAGCUCGGCGGAGUCCUGGUUAACUCGACGCUUGUGGGAGAGACGUUUCAUAUUCUCAUUGGCUGUGGAUUUAACGUGACUAACAGUAACCCCACCAUAUGCAUCAAUGACCUCAUCACAGAAUACAAUAAGAAGCACGGGGCGGACCUGGCGCCCUUAAGAGCUGAUUAUCUCAUCGCCAGAACGGUGACGGUGCUGGAGAGCCUGAUUGACACGUUUCAGGACGCAGGGCCCAGCGGGGUUCUCCCCCUUUAUUACAAGUACUGGGCACACAGUGCCCAGCGAGUCCGCCUGGGGAGCGCCGAGGGGCCGGAGGCGUGGAUCGUCGGCCUGGAUGACUCCGGGUUCCUCCAGGUUCACCAGGAGGGUGGCCAGGUGGUGACUGUGCAUCCGGACGGCAACUCCUUCGACAUGCUCCGCAACCUCAUCGUCCCCAAGCAGCGGUAGUGCCGUGGGAAGGCGGCCGGCCGGGGGCGCGCAGAGCGGGCCUGGUGCUGGGACCACUCAGGACUGGCCCCGGGCAUGGCCACCGCAGCAAGCAUUCCAGUUCGGGCCUGCUCUUUCCUUGCCCACAGAUCUAGAACGCUAGCUUAGAGGUGUGGGCGAACGUCCUCUCCCUCCGGUUAACCUGUUAGUCCUUGAAUUUUGUUCUGUCAGUUAUUUCCUCGGGUGAUGGGAGAAGAUCUGGGGGGAGGGUUGCUGCAAGGAAAAGGUUUAGUUCAGGUAAAGUCCUACCAAAGGUGUGACAUUGUCCCCCCUCUUGGGCCUGGAAGUGUGUUUAUUGCAACCCCCCAAAUAUUUUUACCUGGAAACCACAAUGGAAUAAUUCAAACCUUUCCCAGCGGUGGAGACCUUUCCCCCUCGACUAUUAAAAGGCAAAUCAGAGACAGCUCCGGGCUGCGCGUUGGCAGGCGGAGGUGCAGCAGCUGUUUACAGCCCCGGGCGGCUUCCUGCGGGGCAGACUGGCACUCCGGGGAGGCGGAGGCGGCGUCACUUCUGUGUUAAUGAAGAGACGGCGGUUGGAGGUCCAGUGGCGGGGUCUGGUGGCCACAGAGGCGGGCAGCUGGGCCGGCUGCGAUGGUCUGCAGAGGAAAUGGGUUAAUUACUCUGACUGGUUUCUGAGCUCUCCUUUCAGAGCUUUAAUUUCACUGCGUAUUCCGAAGUGAUGGGAUCAGGGUCAGGGCCCUUCAGGGCUGAUGAGGCCUUGCCCAGAUGUGGGUACGCCGGGCUGACAGCUGGGGAUGGAGGCGGCUUUGGAACGUUCUAGUGAGACUGCUCACAGGACACAGAAGCACGUGGCCUGGUCUUUGUCAGUCAUUAUUUUUUGCCCCUUCUGAUACAGACAAGAAAGAAAAUGUGAUUGA
Messenger RNA from Myotis daubentonii (Daubenton's bat), 3862 nucleotides. RefSeq names its product holocarboxylase synthetase (gene HLCS). Gene Ontology annotation, molecular function: biotin--[biotin carboxyl-carrier protein] ligase activity. The record is from RefSeq and is a predicted model, not a curated record. Lineage: Eukaryota; Metazoa; Chordata; Mammalia; Chiroptera; Vespertilionidae. Gene Ontology annotation, cellular component: cytoplasm. Gene Ontology annotation, biological process: protein modification process.